This is a messenger RNA of Fulvia fulva, 735 nucleotides long. RefSeq lists its product as uncharacterized. Bases 1 to 735 code for a protein of 244 amino acids. The record is from RefSeq and is a predicted model, not a curated record. The transcript has 2 exons. Lineage: Eukaryota; Fungi; Ascomycota; Dothideomycetes; Mycosphaerellales; Mycosphaerellaceae.
AUGCCGCUGAACACGAGAGACGCACAGCUCCUGGAAGCCCCACAGCGUCUGGGUCAAUGCACACCUGUUGGAAGCAACCAAGGCGCUUCCUUCUUCCUAGGAGCACAGCAUUCGGAGGAUAACAGUACUCUCCACCACCAAACACCAUCAGAAAGAAACAACCAGGAACCAGUACCGGACUCCAUCAGAAGAAACCACAAUGGCACCCUCAAGAGCCCUCCCCAAGACCUCACCCCCACCACACCCACAACCCAAAAUCCCUCAGAAGACGAAGCAGCAGUAUCCCAACAAUCCACCUCCGCCCUCCGCUCCGCCCGCCGCAACUUCUCCUACCUCCUCAACCCGGGCACCAGCACCGACCGCCCCAACCGCCUCCGCACCCGCGCCCUGCUCCGCACAUUCCGCUACAUCGCCCAAUUCAUCAUCUGGCGCCUCGUCCGCUGGGCGAAAUACGCAGCAGUCGGGUUCGCGGUCGCCACCGUGGCUGCUACCGGUUUUGGAACUGUUGUGAGUGGCGCGAGGUUUGUUCUUGCGCCGACGGGGAUUGCGGGGAGUAUUGUGGCCGCGAGUGUGUGGGGGGUCGGGAAGUUUGUGGCGAGGAAGGCGAAUGCGAGGUGGAAGAGGGAAGGUGGGGACGGGGGGGUGGAGGGGAGGGAGAGGGUGUAUAAUGGGAUGAGGGAGGAGAGGAUGUUGCAGGAGGGGUAUGAGGGUGGUGGGGCGGCUGUGCCGUGGUGA